AUGGAGAGCCCAACAUGCGUAGUUGGCCGAGCAAUAUACAAUCAACCCAUGCACCUGUGGGAUAGUUCAACAGGGAAUGUGGCAGAUUUUGUCACCCAUUUUACUUUCGCUAUUGAUUCCCAUAUGAACUUCUCCCAUGCUGAUGGAUUGGUUUUCUUUCUCGCUCCCAAUGGAUCGCAGAUUUCUGCACACUCAGAAGGACGCUUUCUAGGCCUCUCUGCGAAUCUAAGCUCUACCAACUCUAGUACUGCAUUUGUUGCAGUAGAGUUUGAUACUUUCUAUGACCAUUCGACAAAUACAUGGGAUCCGCUAUGUGACCAUGUUGGUAUCAAUGUAAACAGCGUGGCUUCUGUCAGUAAAACUUGUGUCUCAUGGAUGGAUUACAACAUACGCCACGGUCAAGAACUCCAUGCUCAGGUCACAUACGAUUCUAGAGCAAUGAACUUGAGCGUUAUUUUUGGAGAUGACGCUGAAAAUUCUGUCAGCCUUUACUAUCAGCCACUCAACCUCACAGAGUACUUGCCGGAAUGGGUAGUUUUUGGUUUCUCGGCAACGACAGGGCAGUUGUUUGAGGCUCAUUCUAUUUUCUCAUGGGAAUUCAACUCUAGUCUACGAAUCCUUGACACUGUAAAUGGUACGACCAAUACCGUCAACACACCUGAUGGUGGCAUGACACGAGGGAAAAAGAGUGAGUCCUGGGUGAGGGGGGCUAUCUUAGGCUUAAGCUCUUUUGUGUUUCUUAUCCUUGUUGCAGGAUUUGGCUGGUAUGGUUAUAGGCUGAAGAGAAAUAGAACUGAUCAAAGUGGAGAAGAAGAAAACGUGCCCAGGAUGGAUGAAGAAUUUGAACAGUCGAAGGGACCCAAGAAGUACUCCUACAAGGUAUUGGCUAUUGCGACUGACAACUUUGCCAAUGCCCGGUUGCUCGGGAAAGGAGGUUUUGGGGGUGUGUAUGAAGGCCACCUCGUUGAUGUAGAUUCCCAUGUCGCCAUUAAAAAGAUCACUCCAAAUUCCAAACAAGGUGUGAAGGAGUACGCCACUGAAGUGAAGACGAUUAGACAUCUCAGGCAUAAAAAUUUAGUGGAGCUCGUUGGCUGGUGUCAUGAGAGAAACAACUUCCUCCUUGUGUACGAGUUCAUGUCUAACGGUAGCUUAGACUCUCAUUUAUUUGAAGAUAAAGCACCGUUGACAUGGGAAAAGAGGUAUAAUAUUGCUCAAGGUGUCGCCUUUGGACUGAAAUACUUGCAUGAGGAUUUGAAACAAUGCGUCAUGCACCGGGAUAUAAAGUCUAGCAAUAUCCUACUCGAUGCACAUUUUGAGGCUAAAUUGGGCGAUUUUGGCCUGGCUCGGAUAGUUGACCAUGCCAAAGGCUCACAAACAACUCUAGUGGCAGGGACCAUGGGAUAUUUGGCCCCUGAAUGUAUAUAUAUGAGUAAGGCAAGUAAGGAAUCCGAUAUCUAUAGUUUUGGAGUUGUCCUCUUAGAAAUUGCGUGUGGAAGAAAGGCUAUUGAACAGAGAGCAUCAGAAGACCAAGUCCGACUUGUGGAGUGGGUCUGGGAGCUCUAUGGAACUGGAAAGCUAUUAGAUGUGGCAGAUCCUAAGUUAGGAGAAAAUUUCAAUGCAAGACAAAUGGAGUGCUCGAUGAUUGUAGGCCUCUGGUGCAUUCAUCCGGACCCUAACGAACGGCCUCCCAUAAGCAAAGCAAUAAGCUUUUUGAACUUUGAUGCUUCACCACCCAUUCUCCCACCAAAAAUGCCCAUCCCGACAUAUGUCGUGUCUCCAUCUUCGAUGCCCGAAUUGUCGCACGUGUCGUCCGCAGCGUUCAGAAGCAGUGAACCAUAA
This is a messenger RNA of Eucalyptus grandis, 1839 nucleotides long. RefSeq names its product L-type lectin-domain containing receptor kinase IX.1. Gene Ontology annotation, molecular function: protein kinase activity; ATP binding; carbohydrate binding. The transcript has a single exon. The record is from RefSeq and is a predicted model, not a curated record. Gene Ontology annotation, biological process: protein phosphorylation. Lineage: Eukaryota; Viridiplantae; Streptophyta; Magnoliopsida; Myrtales; Myrtaceae. Bases 1 to 1839 code for a protein of 612 amino acids. Gene Ontology annotation, cellular component: plasma membrane.